CGGAGUUUUUAGAAAUGAUCGUUUUCUGUGAUAAGACAGGGCCUCAGACAGGGGGUACUGCAGCACCCCCAGCACCCCUACUUCCCGCGGUAGGUACUGGUCAGGCCUAUAAGAGGCGGUAUGCACCUUUUUUGGGUGCUUUCCAAGUCUUUCCAAUUGAAACCCAAAGAAGAAAUUGCAUAGUUCUAAGCUAGCAAUCACCCUCUUGUAUUAAUUAAUUGUAUUAAUAGCUCACCCAACUACCAAAUACAGUUUUGCGUAAAGCUCGAUUUCACAAGUGAAUUCAAGCAUGGAUUUUAAAAUACGCGCCGCUAAACAGGAGGACUGCAAAGAAAUAUCAAGGAUGAUAAUAGAAUUGGCUGUGUUUGAGAAGAUGCAGGAUCAGGUCAAGAUAUCCACCCAAGAGUUGGAGCGCGAUGGGUUCUGCAGCAAUCCUCGCUUUGAAUGUCAAGUGGCAGAAGUUUCUGAAGAGCACAAGUCAUCCCAAGGAUACACCGUUGUUGGGUACACCCUUUACUUCUACACCUAUAGCACAUGGAUGGGGCCGACUGUGUUUAUGGAGGACCUGUAUGUGAUGCCAGAAUACCGAGGAAAAGGCAUUGGCAAGGGUUUAAUGAGCAAAGUGGCACAGGUGGGGAAAGAGCAUCAGUGUAGUAGGCUUCAGCUGACGGUGCUGGACUGGAACACCCGGUCGCUGGACUUCUACAUCAUGAAGGGCGCUCGGGACAUGACCGCGAGUGAAGGCUGGCACGCCUUAAGGUUUGACGGGGAAGCUCUGGAUAAACUGGCCGCAGAAGCCCCCAAAGAUUAGAAAUCAGAUCUAGACACAAAUUGAGAUGGCGCCACUAUAAUUGCUCACCAUUUUCCAGCUCAGACUAGACUUUCUACCUUGUUUUUCACACUUUAUUUUUUUGCGGUGGUAAAUAUUGUCCAUAAUACCUGGCAUGUACGAUACAAUACGGUUAUACUUUAUUGUCAUAGCAAGUCUGAAAUUUAACUUGCAUCCCAGCAGCUCUAUUUACAAACAUCACAGACAAUACAUCAGGACAGGACAUCAAUACAGGACCCACAAAUGAAAUUAACAUACAUACAAUCAUCAUAACAUUACAACAACGGAAGACAAAAUGUAAUGGGAGUUCAAAAUUGCAGUACACAUUUUUUUUGACUUUACUAGAAAAGGAGGUGAAAAACUCCAUGCUGAAGAAAAAAGCAGAAAGUCUAUUCAUAGUGAGAAUAAUUUACUGCCUUUAAAUGUAGCAAGAGGAGACCACUGCUGCAUAAUCAAGUUUGUAUCAACUGAUUCUAUUUGUUUGUAUGAAGUGGAAUUAAUUGGUUAAACAAAUGUGUCUUUUUAAUAAAGCAAAACAACAAGAUCACGUCAGUGGCUUUCA
Molecule: messenger RNA, 1391 nt
Organism: Gadus morhua (Atlantic cod)
Lineage: Eukaryota; Metazoa; Chordata; Actinopteri; Gadiformes; Gadidae
Gene: sat2b
Product: spermidine/spermine N1-acetyltransferase family member 2b
Exons: 6
Coding region: 290-811 (173 amino acids)
Molecular function (GO): N-acetyltransferase activity
Source: RefSeq, a predicted model, not a curated record